GGGGGGGGGGGGGCUGCAGCGAAGGACAUCUCCUAUUUCCCUGGCCCAACGCCCCCCCUCGAUCGUGCGUUGGUUUUUGACCCAAGGCUACAGAGUACUCCUUACUAGGGCUUUCUUUUCAAGUUGUUCAAACCCUCCUUUAACCUAGUCAGCGUGAGAAAAGCCGUGUCGAGAAGCCCCCGCGCGCCCAUCCUUUUUACCCCUCACCUCACUCCAUUUUGAGGUGAAACUUGCUCCCCAAACGCCAUCGCCGUUGCAAGCACAUCUGCAGCAAAGAGGGGGGGGGGAAAAAGGUUUAUCAGAGUGCAGCAUCACAAUGAGCCGCCAGGCGAUCCCUAACGGAGAGCUGUUUCUCAACAGCGGGGCUGCCGAACAGCAGCAGCCCGAGUCGCCUACUAUUGUCGAACCGCUGCGUAUCGCCAAACGAGAUCCAGCGUCGCCGCCGAGUCCUCCGCGUCUUCCAUACCCUGAUGACCGACAGGCGUCGUCUACCUCGCCGUCGGCUGCGUUGCAGACUGCCAGACCGCCGGUGAUCACAACCCUCGCCGAACGGAGGGGAGGGAACGCGCCCAAGCCGCUACCAGAAUCUAGUCCAGAACAACAGCAGCAGCAGCAGCAGCAGCAGUACCAACAACAGUACCAACGACAGUACCAGCAACAACAUUACUGGCCACCUCCUCAAGCAGCUUCGAAUCAGGGGACCGGCUCGAUCAGUCGUCUCAGCUCCACUGCGUCGACCUCAACUACCCGGGCUCAGCGCGGGUCUCCGCCCCCGCCUGAGACUCCUGUCGCGGGUCCUGACCAGCAGCCGGGUUCGGAUAUUGAGGCGCGGUAUGCUGCGGCGGGUAUCGCGGGAACUUCGACCCUGCAGAACCUGCAGGCUCCAAGCGCCGCAGCGCAGCGUCGAGCGGAACCAUAUGCUGGGCAGGCAGCAGUACGGAGAGCUCAGCAGCAGCAGCCGGUGGCCCGGCCGUGGACCCCGACUGAACAGCCGGGUACACAGCCACAUGGCCCUCCGACAGUCUAUCAGGGCCCGAAUGUGGUUCAGUCCGGUGGUCAAGCCCCUGGUGGGCAGGCUACUGCUUCUCUCGUUACUGCCCCUGCUGCUGCUACUGCGGCUGCUAUCGCGGCUGCUUCUGCCGCUCCCACCUCUCAACCCCAGACAAGGAUUCCCCAGAAUGCACUCGAGCAGGAUUUCGAACGCAUGCGUGUCAGUUCGUCUCCUCCUCCGGCAUACUCGACUGUGCCAGGAGCUUCCGUCUCGCAGGGGUAUACCAAUGAAAAGCGACAUCCGGCCGUAGCGGGGGGCGUGUUGCAGCAGCAACAAAGCUCAAUCCCGGGACCACAUCCCACAGAGGCCAUUGGGAUGGCGGCGGCUGCGCCAAAUCCCGCUCCCGCCAGCACUACUGCUGCUGUUCCCUCCGCUGAUGCUGCUGCCACAGCGGCUGCUCAGGGGCAUCCUGCGUUUGCGAAUGAUCCCCGAGAUCAACAACAGCCCGGAAAUCCCUCCACGGCUGGUGGGUACCAGCAGAACGAGCAGCAGGCGUAUCAACAACAGGCUGCAGUGAAUGUGAAUAACAGCAACAAUCGAACCUCGCCCUCUUCUACCACGCCAACUAAUGGCAUCCCCCCAGCCUCUCCGCCUCCGCUUCCCGAAGGAUGGAUCGCCCACCUUGAUCAGACCUCGGGUCAGUAUUACUACAUACAUCUUCCGACGCAAUCAACCCAGUGGGAGUUCCCCAAAGGCCCUACCCCGCUAAACUUGAACGACACCCCGGUGUCGCCGGGCGGGAGCGUCUUCAGUGCCCACCCGCUCACGUCUCCGGGGUUGUCCUCCGCGUUUGGAAACCCGCUCGCCUCGCCCGGCAUCCCCAUGACCCCCGGUUAUGAAAGCCUUCAAUCCCCCUCUCUGGCUUCUGCGUUUAGUGGGCCCCCGCCCAGCAGUGGCGUUGAUCUCUACAAGGUAGUGCCCACGAAUGGCGUCUACUUUGGACCAUACCUGCGGUAUACCAAUAUGGAUCUGGAGCGAGGGAUCUGGCUGGGCUCCAUCCUCCUCGUUACAGACGCCGGUCAACCGCCCACAAUCCAUAUCCACCAGAGUGCCGACCUGUCUCCGAACCCGCGCCAGCUCAAAGCCAUGAGGAUUGCCAUGCAUCAGCGCUGGACUUUUUACAAGUACGAGAUCGACCUGCGCAUGGAGGAGUCCGGUCCCGCCAAGUGGACGUACGCCAUCACUUCGCACCUGGGUUGCACGCGCUACGAGUUCCUCGUUGCCGGCCGACACGAAACCAGCUGGCGGUUCACGGCGAUCUCGGGCAACGAUUUCGGUCUCAAUGCGAAUGCUACUGAACGGGCGCGGCUCGGCGGUGUCGGCUUCAUGUGGAAGGACAUCAUCCAGAAACAUGGCGAGAUCGGCGGGUUCCACGCACAGCUCAGUCUAGGCGGCUUGAUCUAUGCGGACCGCAUGUGGAAGGAGAUCCCGUCGCUGAAGCAGUGGCUUGCCACGCGCGGAAAGGAUGCCAGGAGGAAUACGCCUUGGACGGCGGUGCACGAGGAGGAUGUCUCCCAUGCCUAUUUCCAUUACUACACCAGUCACUUUGAUCAGCCGUAUCUACGAGAGUGCUUUGCACAGAUUCCGUACAUCUGCCAGGUUGACGAUCAUGACAUCUUCGAUGGGUUCGGAUCAUACCCUGAACAUAUGCAAUUCUCCAACAUGUUCAAGAACAUUGGCCGGAUUGGAAUCGAAAUGUACCUGCUCUUUCAGCAUCACACGACCCUCGAUAUCCUCCGCGGCGUUAGCUCGGAUGUCGACCUCUUCACCAUCACGGGCACCGGGUGGCAUUUUGUCAAGUACUUGGGUCCGGCCGUGGCGGUCGUCGGCCUCGACUGUCGAUCUGAGCGGAACCAACACCAGGUCCUCGCCGGGCCAACUUACCAAGGGCUUUUCCCCAAGAUCGCGAUGCUGCCGCGGUCGGUGCAACACUGUAUGCUGAUGAUCUCGAUGCCCCUUAUCUACCCGCGCCUGGAUUCUGCUCAACAGCUGGCGAACACUGUCGCAACGGGCAAGAGAGCCGUCACCGGGGCGUAUAAUGUUCUUGGAAAGGUGACUAGCUCUGUGGCUGGAGUCGUGGGCGCGAAAGACAUGGUUGGGUCCGGGUUUGACUCCGUCAAGCGUGCUGUCGGCAAGUCGGGGCUCAUGGGUGGAAUCUUGAAUCCGUUUGGGGAAUUGGAUCUGUUAGAUGAGUUGCGAGACCAGUGGACGCAUGAAUCAAAGGACCUCGAACGGACGUACCUCAUUCGGACUCUCCAGGGAAUCGCUCAUCAACGAUCUAUCCGGAUGACCUUCCUGUCUGGCGCCGUCAACGUCUGCGGCGCCGGUUUGGUACAUGAUCCGACCCAUCCCUCGGACCACAAAACCAUGUACCAGCUGAUCUCAUCGGCGGUGGUGAACACGCCGCCGCCUGGGUACAUCAUUAAGCUGCUCCAUAGCCACAAUAAACCGCUGUACGUCCCCGCCAACGGCCAACGGUCGAACUCGUCCAAACCUUCGGACACGAAGGAGGACAUGAUGGAAAUUUUCCAGACGGAUGUCACGGGCCAGCCGCGCGAUCACCGCAAGCUCAUGGGUCGCCGCAACUACAUCGCCAUCGUCGCAUACGACCCGGACGUCGUCACCGGGACGUACGGCCAGCCUGACAUGGCUCCCGGCGCUGGCAAACUCAGCCUGGCCGUGGAUUUCAUGGUGCAGGGCGAAGGCGCGUACGGCAAUGUGGUCAAGUAUGGGCCUGUUAUCGUUCCGGCAUUGGCUCAGGGAAAGUAAUUGCGAUGCUUCAAAGUUUUUGAUAAAGUUGCUCUAGUUGUUUCCGAGCGAGAGGCGGUCCAGCUGGCCUGGUCUUAUUUAUGCAUCUGUAUCCCUCGUAUCACACUUUUAUUUUAGAUUGAGUAUUAGUAUAUAGUAUGAUCUUUAGCAUAGCAGGCUUUUCACUACAUAAUUAUAUCAUUAC
Messenger RNA from Penicilliopsis zonata CBS 506.65, 4004 nucleotides. RefSeq lists its product as hypothetical. Gene Ontology annotation, molecular function: protein binding. Lineage: Eukaryota; Fungi; Ascomycota; Eurotiomycetes; Eurotiales; Aspergillaceae. The record is from RefSeq and is a predicted model, not a curated record. The transcript has 3 exons. Gene Ontology annotation, cellular component: membrane. Bases 317 to 3820 code for a protein of 1167 amino acids.